Molecule: messenger RNA, 681 nt
Organism: Adineta steineri
Lineage: Eukaryota; Metazoa; Rotifera; Eurotatoria; Adinetida; Adinetidae
Source: the annotation of a GenBank genome assembly
AUGAUUAAUCAACAUCAAUUCAAAUACACUUACCUUUUCUUCUGGCUGUUUAUUAUCGAAGCUGACGCUGGUAUCAUCAAUGACGCUAUAAUUAUUAAAAAUGCCAACAUGACACCAAUUUUCUUUCGAUGGUCACAAGGAUUUGAAUUGAAUUAUAAACAAAUUCGUUGUGCUACAGAUCAAGCAUCAGAAGACCCGUCUGGUAUUUUUCUCGAGGCUUAUCCAGAAAUGAAAGAUGAUGUGUAUUUUCCACGCGCUCCUGAUGACAGUCAACGAUAUCGUUGUGACAGCAAUUCUUCUCUAUUCAUGUACAAUCAACAAACUCGUCGCGUACGUAUGGUCGGUAAUGGGCAUUGUCUCGUUGUCAGCCGAAUGUCAUAUCAUGACGGCUUUAGUGAAGAUUAUCCCGUCAAUCGAAUCUUAAAAUCAGUUGAUUGCAAACGAACAGCAACGAACGAGUCAACAAGUAGUCUUAUCUGGGGUGGCGAAUUUCGUUUAGUCCAUGACAGUAACAGCAAUAUCAAGAUGGUACUCCGUUUUAUUUCACCAACAGAUGGACAUGAAUGGACUAUCUAUAUUAAAACUAAUAUAUUAAUUGUGGCCGAAAAUAUUCAGCAACAAGUAGACCGUUUGAAAGAGCCUUGGUUAGAGAUCGUUAAUAAGUACAUGCCUGAUGGCUGA